GUGACACGUCGGCGGCGGCGGCGGAACUGUGAGCCGGAUGGUCCAAGAUGGCGGCGGAGGGGGCCGGUGCUGCGGCUGUGAGGGGGGGCGGCGCCCGCUGCUGAGGGGUCCUCGGUCGGCGGGGGGCUGCCAGGGCAGAAGAAGGACUCUGUCUACAGCAUCCACUACUAGUUUGUCAUCUAGCAUCUGACCCUGAUAGAAGGCCAUCAUGCAGCAGCCUCCACAGACUGUUCCAGCAGGAGCGGCAGCUCCACCUCCUGCAGGCAUUGCUCGGAACAUGUACUGGAGAAACAGCUCGCUCAGUAAACGAGCAAAUGCAACAGCUGCCCCAGUGCAGCCUGUGACAGACCCUUUUGCAUUUGGCAGACAAACUCCACAGGGUUCCACUUCAGAUAAUCCAUCCAAGGGCAAUGCACUGGUUAUGCAAAGUUCUUCCCCAGCGGUGUUUCCGCAGCCACCCAUUAUGCAUACUUCACCAUCACGUGCAGGGGACAAUCCUCAUGGACCGCAUACGUCUUUAUCAGCUCCUGUAUCUCAAACAGGAAUAAAUACCAGUACAUUUUCUAAUGUUCCGAUUCCUUCACCGUCCCCAGGAUAUGUUAUAAAUAGUACUACAGAAGCGCAUCUAAAUGCAGAUCUUGGACUCCGUGGGCCUGCGGUACCAAUGCAUUAUAAUGCAGGAGCAGCAGUUGAAAAUUCUUUCAGUGUUUAUCCUGGAAUGGUGUCUGCAUCAAACAAACCUGGAGGUAGACAAGAUGUUAGUAGAGAUCCAAAUGAUGUUCCUUCAGGACCCAAUGCAACAGCACUCUUCCCUCCACCUCCUCAGCAGCCUGUGUCUCAGUGGAGGCCUGGUCAAGGUAACCUACAGUCUCCAGUGCGAAAUUUUGUGCCCUAUCCUGAGCUGUCUUCUCAGACUGAUGUUCAUAACAUUUCUCAGUCUUCUGUUAGCACUUCUCAUCCUCCUCCACAGACAAAUUUACAGCAGGGUCCUGUACACCAAGGUAUUCCACAAAAUACCAUGCAAGCGCCUUUAUCUGUUGGUUCUGAAAAGAAUGGGAAAAAUGGCUCUGCAAAUAGCAGUCAUCACAUGAACAGCAUCCAGCCUGGAAACGUGUUUAGGCAGAACACAGAAAUGACUAAUGCUUGGUUAAGUCAACCAUACCAGGAACAGUUUUACCCCCAGCCACCAUUGCAAGACUCCAGUUUUGUCAUUCCCACAACUCAGGAAAAUAACCCCAAAACCCAGUCUCCAGAUAUGUCUGAAACAUCAAAUAGACCUAUUCCCACAGAUCAAGAUUCAGGCACUCUCUCCAUGUUUUUCAAAGGGGAUGAGGCAGAAAAUGAAGAAAUACUUUCAUCUGAAAAAAAUUACAUAGUUGAGAAAGCGGAGUUUGAUGCUUGUCAGCCAAAUUCGGCAUCCUUGUAUCACCAGCCAAUGCAUCCUCAGCGGGUUGCAACUAAUGUUCUCUCUCAGGCGCAGGUUGGUACAGGUUCAGCCAAUGAGAUGGUACAAAAAGGAAUGGAAGUCCAGUACUUUCCUAAAAUUGUAAGUCAGCAGGAGACACAGGCCGCUAAGCACUCUAUGUUUGUUAGUGAUGACAAGGCAUGUGUAGGUGAUGUGUCUGGGAAUGGUGGGUCACAGUAUGAAAAUGUUGAGAACCUGGAGUGCAUUCAGAAUCAAGAAGUGCUGCCAAGUGAACCACAGAACAUCAGUGCUUCAUCCCCUGCUGCUGGUCCUGAUCUGUACAGGUACGGAUCCUUUCCAGGUCAGAUGCUUCCAAAGAAUGCUGUUGUGAGCCAUGCUGAGGGAGGACCAAAUUUGGAGGCACCUGAUUCAUUACCUCAUCCUGUCCGACCAGAUAGCGUAUCUUCAAACUAUAGCAACAUUAGCCAUAGGAGCGCUUCUAGCUCAGCAAGACUUCAAGAGCAAGUCGGUACGUUUAUUCAGCAAGAAAGUGGGAAGCCUGAUGAAGAAUCUUCUGCUAGCUUCUUUAAACAGAUUGACUCCUCUCCUUUGGGAGGUGAUUCAAGUGAGCUAAACCUGGGCAAGAACUACCAUGGUAAUCUAUCCCAGCCUCCAACUCCAAGUCCUCCUAAGCCUACAGGAGUAUUUCAGACAAGUGCAAAUAGUUCUUUCGAACCUGUGAGGUCCCAUGGAGUUGGUAUAAAACCUGCAGAGAUUGACCAAGCAAAGAUGGUGGUUGAAUUAAGAGAGAACCAGUCAAACCAAAAGAAUAUCAAGAAGAAUACAGCUGUGCCAGCUGCAUCUCCAGGCAAUCUUGAACAGCCACCAGAUAAUCUGGAAACUAUUUUCAUGCGUCAGGUACACCCACUGCCCCUUGCAGUCACUGGUGAAGCUGGAAAUACGUUGCACUCUGGAUCUGUUAUGGAAAACAUACAAUCAGUAUCUGAGAGAAGGUCCUCAACAAGAGCUCAGGGAGCAGUUAAGAAGUGUGAUAGCCCAGCAACAACUUUGUGGGCUCAUAAUGAGUUACCUAAUUUUGGGGGAAAUGUUCUUCUAGCUCCUGCUGCUCCUGCAGUAUACGUACCUGCCAAACAAACUGUAGAAGUCAUUCAGCCACCAGAAGAAGGCCUGUCUAAUCAGCUGCCAAGUAAACCAGGGACUAUUGCUGUGCAGCUUUCCCAAGAUGGAAAUAUAUCUUCUGAAAAUCUUGAGAAUCCUCCCAAAAUGGGAGAAGAGGAAGCACUUCAGUCUCAGGCAAGUUCUGGUUAUGCAAGUUUGUUGUCUUCUCCACCUACAGAGUCUUUGCAAAAUCAGCCUAUCCUGAUUGCUCAGCCUAAUCAAAGCUAUAACUUGGCUCAGCCAAUUAAUUUUUCUAUUUCUCUAUCUAAUCAGCUAAGCAGCAAUGAAAACAAUCAGCCAAUGAAGGACUCUGGGGUUGGGGACAAGCCUGCAAUGGGUCCCCAAACUUCACAUGCUGGUGGGAUCAUUUCUGGGGAAAAUGUGCCAUUACCUGUGAUGCAAGUUGGAUCUCUAUUAGUUAAUGCACUUCCAAAUACUAAUCUGUUAAAACAUAAUUUGUUACAAAGCCCUGUUAAUUCCUCUGAUACUGCUUCUAAUCAGCCUGCAAACUUGCUUAUGAAAACUCCACUUAAUUUGGCUCCAGAAGGGCAAAAGAAUGUUAAUACAGAAGGUUUUGUUCCUGAAUUUGCUAGCAAGCCAGGGUCUAACUCAUCCAUUUCUCCUGGGACGCAUCUCCCCAGUGGAAGUGCAAGUGCACUAGUUGCCCCUGUUAAUUCUGUAGUACAGGCUAAUAAUUCUGCAAAUCAUUCAAAUAGCAAAGAAGAAGCUGCUGGAGUGCUCGACUUCACAGUAUCACGGACUUUGGAGAAAAGCAGUGCAAGUAGUUCUGUACAGGUGCACAAUCAGUCACUUUCUGGUGGUCCAGUAUAUCCUCAACAGUCAGCUGGUAGUGCUGGUCAGGUGGGUCCUGAGAUGCAUGACAAACAACAUUUCUAUCAACAGGUGACAAAAGAUGUACAGCAUCAGGCUGUAUCAGACAGAGCUGUACAGGGAGCAUUGCCAUCUCAGCCACAAAUGCAAGCAGCUCAAAUGCAGCAACCAGCAUCAUCUGGGCAGUCCUCAGUUCCUUCAAACUACCAGAUUGCCGCAGGGACUAAAGCCAUGCAGGCAUCACAGCUACGUGAGAACCAGGUGCUGAGUAACCAUCCUCAACCUGCGGGUCCCCAAGAGGCAAGUUCAGUGCAGCUGACAACAAGGUAUGAUCAGACGAGUCCUGAGAAGCAACCAGUGCCUGGACAGCCAUUGGGUGCUCCAACUUCCACAGCCGCUUCUACCACCACCAGUCAGUCAGUCAUGCCAAAUGUGCAACAAGACCUGCAGCGUCCAUCCCUGCCUCAGACUCCUCAGGAUGCCUUUGGUCCGCCCCAGAACCCUUACUACUACUAUAGACAUCCAUACGAUGCUUAUCAGCCUCCGUAUCCUCCACCUUAUCCUCCCGCAGACCCCAGAACAGCAGCUCAUCUUUAUUACAUGGAGGAUAGCUACGGACAGUAUGACCCACGGUACAGACACUAUGAUAGCACCAGCACUGCUUAUAUGGAGCCUGGGAGCUAUCGGUAUUCUGAGCCUGAACGUCCUAGUUCCAGAGCUAGUCACUGCUCUGACAGGCCUUCUUCCAGGCAAGGUUAUACUGAAGAUUAUUAUACAAAAAGUGGAUGGAGUGAUUAUUAUCCAGGCUAUUACCCAAACUCAUAUGAUUAUGGAGAUCCAAGUCGCUGGGAGCGUUACUCAUCAGCAUAUGACCCCAGAUACAGAGAUCCUAGAAGUUAUGAUCAGAGGUAUUGGUAUGAUGCUGAACACAACCCUUACCAGAAGAGAGAUGCGUAUCCAUAUGGCAACAGACAUGACCGAUAUGAAGAUAACUGGAGAUACGAUCCUCGUUUUACUGGAAGUUUUGAUGAUGAAUCUGAACCCCAUAGAGAUCCUUAUGGUGAUGAAUUUGAUAGACGCAGUGUCCAUAGUGAGCAUUCUGGUCAUAGUCUCCGAAGCUCCCGCAGUGUUCACAGUCACCAGAGCAGUUUCAGCUCUCGCUCUCAGCAAAGCCAGCUGUAUAGAAGUAAUCAUGAUCUAACGGCUAAUACGUAUGAAACUACUGCACAGGCAGUGUCGCUCCACACAGAUUAUCCAUAUGGCGGAUAUGCUGCUAACUUUGAUGGACAACAGCCUUUUACAGAUUAUGGCUACCCGACUGAAACUGGAUGGUCAGCUGUAGAACAAGCACCUUUAAGGCCCUCAACACCUGAGAAAUUUUCAGUGCCUCAUAUCUGUGCUAGGUUUGGUCCUGGGGGCUUCUUAAUAAAAGUGCUGCCAAACCUGCCUUCAGAAGGACAGCCAGCUCUGGUUGAAAUACACAGUAUGGAGACUAUGUUACAACAUUCUCCAGAGCAAGAAGAGAUGAGAGCAUUUCCUGGUCCUCUUGCUAAGGAUGACACCCAUAAAGUGGAUGUUAUUAAUUUUGCACAAAAUAAAGCUACACAGUGCUUUAAGAAUGAAAAUUUAAUUGACAAAGAAUCUGCGAGUCUGCUUUGGGACUUUAUUGUACUGUUGUGCAGGCAGAAUGGGACUGUUGUGGGAACAGACCUGGCUGAACUUUUGCUCCGAGAUCAUAAAACAGUGUGGCUUCCUGGGAAGUCCCCUAAUGAGGCAAAUUUGAUUGAUUUCACUAAUGAGGCUUUGGAACAAGUGGAAGAGGAGUCUGGUGAAGCCCAGCUCUCAUUUCUUACUGAUAGUCUUAUAACCACAAUUGACAGUCUUGAGAAAGAGACAGAGAGAUUCAGAGAGUUGCUGCUUUAUGGCCGCAAGAAGGAUGCUUUGGAGUCUGCCAUGAAGCAUGGUUUAUGGGGACAUGCUCUGCUACUUGCCAGCAAAAUGGACAGCAGAACACAUGCAAGAGUUAUGACCAGGUUCGCCAACAGUCUCCCAAUUAAUGACCCUCUGCAGACUGUUUACCAGCUCAUGUCUGGAAGGAUGCCAGCUGCAUCCACGUGCUGUGGAGAUGAGAAAUGGGGAGAUUGGAGGCCUCAUCUAGCAAUGGUGUUAUCGAACUUGACGAAUAAUGUGGACUUGGAAUCCAGGACCAUUGCUACCAUGGGAGACACUCUUGCUUCUAAAGGCCUGCUGGAUGCUGCUCAUUUUUGCUACCUUAUGGCCCAAGUUGGUUUUGGAGUUUACACAAGGAAGACAACAAAGCUUGUCCUAAUUGGAUCAAAUCAUAGCUUGCCAUUUUUUAAGUUUGCUACCAAUGAAGCCAUUCAAAGAACAGAAGCCUAUGAAUAUGCACAGUCACUAGGAACUCAGCCUGGCUGCUUGCCCAAUUUCCAGGUUUUCAAAUUCAUCUAUGCUUGCCGACUAGCUGAAAUGGGACUUGCUGCUCAGGCUUUCCAUUAUUGUGAAGUGAUUUCCAGAACUGUCCUUAAAGAUCCACAUUACUAUUCACCCGUACUUAUUGGCCAACUAAUCCAGAUGUCAUCACAACUACGCCUGUUUGACCCACAGAUAAAAGAAAAACCAGAACAGGAAUCUUUUAUUGAACCUUCAUGGUUAGUAACGCUUCGACAUGUGGAUGGACAGAUCAAGGAGGGUGCAAUAGCUUAUAACACAGACAGAUCCACCCCACCACCAUAUGCAUGUAGUACACCAAGCUCUGAAUUAGACCAUGCUAGUCAAUGUGAUGGAGCAGGAGUUGGUCGUGACAUGGGUCCAGGUGCUGAAAAUGCAUUGUUAGCAUCCUUAUUACCCAGUAUGGCUCAACAGAUGCAAAGUGUGCAGCUGAUGCCUUCAGUACCUCAGGCUGUCCUUGAUGGGUCAGCUGCUCUGAUUCCUCCUGGUGACCAGGAAGCUGUCCGAAGUGUCCCUUUCUAUUCAGUGGCUUCUCAGCCUAUUGGUCCAGGACCUGGCUUUGCACCUCCAGGAUUUUCAAAUCCAUAUGGAACUGAACCAUCACCACUGUAUUUAGGGUCAGCAGUACCACCAGGAGGGCCACCACAAGAAAUGGAACCACGGUCAGAAGAACAGGCAAACCUGGAAACAGGAAUGCAGAGAAUUGCCCCGGAGUCUCCUUCACAAAAUUCUUUCCCUGAACAGAGAGAGGAGGAUUUCUAUGGCAGAAUGGCUAGCAUGGCACCAGGACGAAGAUCCAGAUCUGCAUCUCAGUCUUCAGCACAUAUGGGCUACGGGCGAAGAUCCCGAACAACUUCAGAGUCCUCUGCUCAUUCUGUGGGACGAGAGAGAUCCAACUCUGCAGCAAAACAGCCCUCUCCUUCUCCCUCUGUUCCUGUAGGGAAAGAAACUAAAAAAGAAAUAAAAAAGGAGCCAGCACCUAGAAAGACUGGUGCAAACUGGUUUCGCUGGCUGAUGGGAAAAGGAAAGAAUGAAGCUCACCUUCCAGAUGACAAGAACAAAUCAAUUGUUUGGGAUGAACAGAAACAACGCUGGGUUAAUCUGGAUGAACCAGAAGAAGAGAGUAAGCCUCCACCACCACCUCCAACAGGAUUUCCUAAAGUUCCUCAGACUGUUCCACCUGGGCCUGGAGGCCCACCUAGUGCCCCUGUCAACAUGUUCUCCAGAAGAGCAGCUGGAAGCAGAGCCCGUUAUGUUGAUGUCCUGAAUCCAGGUGGAACGAAGUCAAGUGGUGCUCUUCCUGCACCAUCAGACCUAUUUGCCCCCUUGGCACCAAUGCCAAUUCCUGCAAAUGUAUUUGUUCCAAACUCAGUUCCAGGGGAACCCCAGCCAAUGGAAGGGAGUGGAGCAGCAGAGCACACACCAGCUGCAAAUCAAACCAAUACAGAUCCUGCUGCAGCUGUUGAACCAGAGUAUUUAAACCCUGCAAUCCUUCCUCCUGGAUCUGGACUUCCUGUUUCUAACGCUGAUGGCUCCCAAUCAGGCGAGCUUUCGCGCUCUAGUUCAAUGAGUUCAUUAUCACGUGAAGUAAGCCAGCAUUUUAAUCAGCCUGCCACUGUACCACCUUCAGGCGGGCCUUCAGCAGGAACAGUACCGUUCUACAAUCCUUCUCAAUUUGCACAAUCUCCUGCAGCCACUGGAAGUUCGAGACUGGGAAGAAUUGGACAGAGGAAGUAUCCAACAUUGAAGUAGAAUACAAUGGCUUUGUAUUUGGAUUCUCACUCGUGUUCUGAGUAUUCAAAGAACUGUUCAAUCUUAUGGCACAUGGUAUCAGUACUAGCUACAGUUGACAUGACAGAAAUUUAAUGAUGGGUGAUUUUUUUCAUGGGUCUCCCUACUUGCACCUCAUCUACGCAAAUCAUUACCAAACAUGAAAUACAUGUAACUUUUCCUUUUAAAAAACCUGGCUAGAAAUAGCUUUGCUGUGAUAAAGAAUAGACACAAGGGAGGGAAUAGUUGCUGUCUGUUACAAAAAACAUUUGUAAAUUGCAUAGGCAAUUUAUUCCUUAAGUUUAUUUUAAACCUACUAGUGUGACCUUCGAAGACAUAGUUUCAGGGAUUCCUUAUUUCUGAAGGAUGCUCCCCUCCCAGCGGGGGAAGAACAUGUCCACAUUGUAACAUAACACUCUGUGGCCUUAAGAGGACCAUGCUCAAUUGUAAUGCUUAUCAAACAGGACUUGGUUUGUCAGUGUAUGAAGUCGGAGAUGCUCAUCUGGGAAAUGCCUCAUGCUGGUUUGUUUUUUGAAGGGGGGAGGGGGCCACAGCUCAUCCAAAUAAAUUGACCUAUAUUGAAUGAAAACUGUGACUGUAAUCUAAUACUAAUUUGAUUUGGAUCUUACCUAGUAUGUAUGUAGUUUGUGGUUUAGACUACUUGUAAAGCAAAUUGUAUAGUCUGAAAGAAGCUCUCUGUAUAAUAGCCAAUGCUGUACUAUUUGACGAGUGAGUGUUCUUUUAAGUGCAAUACGGUUACUUGCUUUCUCUCAAACUGCUGGCACUGUACAAUUAAGGUGGUAACAGCUUGAAAGUUGUUUUAAGUUUUUUCCUGUUGAGUGCCAGAAUCAGCAUAAUACUCUGUUCUUGAAUCUCCAUUACUAAAAUAACCAAGGUCUUAAAUAGCUAACAGCUGAAUUUCAAACAUACUAAAAGUAGACGGGUUAGACCUCUACUGAUGGACUUUAAAAUCUUUAGGUUUAAUAUAGGAAAUCUUGAAAACCAUGAUAUGCAACAUUCAUAUUCACUGAAGAACCUGAAUUAUCUGCAAAGAGAGAAAUAAACUUUAAAUAUUUAUUAAAUCAUUAGGCCAUGUUUUAUUUAGAACUUGCCACCAAACUAUUUGAUUUUACUUGAAUUCCUGCCCAUGAGUAGAAAUAAUGUGAAUGUGAAAUUGCCAGUGUUGGUCCCCGAUUGUGGUUUUUUGGUUUUGUUUUGGCUUUUUUUUUUUCCUGAAUAACGCCACCUUUCUAAGAUCUCGAUAGCCUUACGUAUGUCCUAAAAGGUUUGUAAGUAGCUGAAGCAAAAUGCUGUUUGGGGGGAUUAGAAACCUUUGCAUAAUGGUCCAUACUCAAUUCCAGACAUGGUCAGCAGCAGUCAGUGUGGUUUACUUUUCUAUAAUUGAAAGCUGGUCAGACACUUGGCUUUCCUCUAGUUCAGCCAGGCUGCCGAUUAUUUUCUCCUUUCAGUAGAGACUGCCAGACAACUUAAUUUAAGAAGGCUUCCUUUGAGCUGGGAGCGGCUAUCUUUCCUAAGUGUAAGAUUUGACACUGUAAAUUCUUAAAUAAAAUAUUUUGCGCUCUGGAGCACUUUCA
Harpia harpyja (harpy eagle) is the source of this 9249-nucleotide messenger RNA. It is a transcript of the gene SEC16A, whose product is annotated as SEC16 homolog A, endoplasmic reticulum export factor. The record is from RefSeq and is a predicted model, not a curated record. The transcript is spliced from 32 exons. Lineage: Eukaryota; Metazoa; Chordata; Aves; Accipitriformes; Accipitridae. Gene Ontology annotation, cellular component: ER to Golgi transport vesicle membrane; endoplasmic reticulum exit site. The coding region runs from base 209 to 7636 and encodes 2475 amino acids. Gene Ontology annotation, biological process: COPII vesicle coat assembly; autophagy; Golgi organization.